AUGCACACACCCAGUGUCAAGUAUCCAGCUGGCAGAAGACGACUCGAGCCGAUUGCAGUUAUCAUUUCAGCCACCCUCAUGGGGAUGGCAGCUAUUGAGGUGAUUCAGCAGUCAGUGGAGGCUCUGGUCGAGGGGCUCAAAGGUCACCAGCGGGAGUUGGAGAUCACCUCCUUCACCGUGAUCGUGCUACUGGUUGCAAUCGUCGUCAAGCUUCUGCUGUGGUAUAUCUGCGCCAAGAUUGCGUCGCAUUCGCCUUCAGCCGAUGCACUGGCUCAGGACCACCGCAACGAUGUUUUCAGCAAUUCUGUGGCGGUUGCUGCUGCUUUCGCUGCGCACUGGCACUCGAGUCUCUGGUAUCUCGACUCCGUUGGGGCGAUCGUCAUCUCAGUCUACAUUGCCGUCAGCUGGUUAGCGACAGGGAAAGAGCAAGUGGAGCGCCUCGUUGGUCUGCAGGCGGACCAGGAGUUUAUUGACCAGAUCCGUGUGCUGGGCGAUGUCCACCACCCCAUGAUGAGGACAGACAUUGUGCGGGCGUAUCAUUUCGGCAACAACUACUUGGUGGAGAUGGAAGUCAUCUUGCCCGAGGAUAUGUGCGUCAAGGACGCCCACGACAUCAGUCUGAGUUUGCAAGAUAAAGUGGAGGCACUGGACAAUGUGGAGCGCGCGUUUGUGCACGUGGACUACCUAGAGCGCAACUACGACGAACACAAGGACCCCACAGUUCGUCGCGAUUCUCCGUGA
This is a messenger RNA of Phytophthora infestans T30-4, 741 nucleotides long. Its product is annotated as Cation Diffusion Facilitator (CDF) Family. Gene Ontology annotation, molecular function: monoatomic cation transmembrane transporter activity. NCBI's taxonomy places the organism in Eukaryota, Oomycota, Peronosporomycetes, Peronosporales, Peronosporaceae. The coding region runs from base 1 to 741 and encodes 246 amino acids. The transcript is spliced from 4 exons. Gene Ontology annotation, cellular component: membrane. Gene Ontology annotation, biological process: transmembrane transport; monoatomic cation transport. The record is from RefSeq and is a predicted model, not a curated record.